Molecule: messenger RNA, 2175 nt
Organism: Nymphaea colorata (pocket water lily)
Lineage: Eukaryota; Viridiplantae; Streptophyta; Magnoliopsida; Nymphaeales; Nymphaeaceae
Product: calmodulin calcium-dependent NAD kinase-like
Exons: 8
Coding region: 257-1696 (479 amino acids)
Molecular function (GO): ATP binding; kinase activity
Source: RefSeq, a predicted model, not a curated record
CCACUCUCAUCAAGUUUCAACAACUGAACAGUCCCCCCAUCCGUCUCCGUCUCGUCUUCCUCUCGCAGUCAAAACUCCUGCAUCUAUUUCUCCGCCGCAGGGAAAACAGACAUUUCUCCACGGAGAAAGGGAGGAAGACAUAACAGAAGAGAUCACGUUUCUUGGAGCCAGCGUCGCUGUUCUCUCUUUUAUCUUCUUGUUCUUUUCUUUUCCAAGUGCGUUUCGGAGCAAGGUGCUGUCCGGCUGCUUCGCUGCAAUGGAGCGCGAGCUGACGAGAGGGAGCGAGCGGGAGCUCGUCCCUUUCCUGGUCUUCGGCGACGAUGGUCGCCUCCAGAAGAUUGAACGCUUCUCUCACUACGUUGCUAGGCACUUGGGCAUCAAAGAUGCAGAGCGAUACCCAAACUUCUGCAAAUUAGCUGAUGACUACCUAAGAGAUCCAAAGGGUAGCCCGGAAGAAAUCUACGAUUUUUUCGAGAAUCAAAAUGACCCAACGGCACUCCAUGAGCUGUUCACUAAUGAGCUCGAGUCAUGCAUCCUUAGCUACUUGGCCUUCCAUUGGAGCCACGCAUCGUCCUUCAUUAACGAGGCUUUAAGCGUCGGUAAGCUGAAAAAGAGCAAGCUCAAAAGCAUGGUAAUGUCAGCUACUAGGAAACAAAGGAUCGACAAGGUGACCAAGAACCUCAAGGUGACUAGGGUUUUCUCGACGUUGGUUGACGAGAUCAAUGCAAUCAGAACGAAGCGGGACUUGCCACGUGCCGUCGAGACGGUCACCGCAAAGACCAAAGACCCGAGACCGGUCCUCCUUUUCAUGGGUGGUGGCAUGGGUGCAGGCAAGAGCACGGUGCUGAAGAAGAUCAUGAGAAAGGGUUAUUGGGCAGAGGCGGCGAAGGAGGCAGUGGUGGUUGAGGCGGAUGCAUUCAAGGAGACAGACGUUCUUUUUCGAGCCCUUAGUGCUAGAGGACACGAUGAUAUUAUCCACACGGCCGAGUUGGUGCACCAGUCAUCGACCGAUGCGGCUUCAUCGCUGCUGGUGACCGCACUGAACGAAGGGCGGGACGUGAUCAUGGACGGGACCUUGUCGUGGGAGCCGUUCGUGCGGCAGACGAUUGAGAUGGUUCGGAACGUCCACCGGAAGCGCUACAGGAUGGGAGUCGGGUACAAGGUUGCAGAUGAUGGCUCUGUGACAGAGAGUUACUGGGAGGAAGCUGAAGAAGACGACGUCCCAAGCGAGAAGGGAGUGAAGGAAAGGCAUCCCUACAAGAUUGAGCUUGUGGGUGUUGUUUGUGAUGCUCACCUUGCGGUCGUCCGCGGGAUCAGGAGGGCCAUUAUCAUGGGGAGAGCAGUGAGGGUAAGCUCCCAACUGAGAUCUCACAAGAUGUUCGCCACUGGCUUCCCUAAGUACUGUAAGCUGGUAGAUGAAGCCAUGCUCUUCUCCACAAAUGCUGUGGGAGGUCCUGCUAAGUUGAUUGGAAAGAAGGAAGAGGGAGCAACCAUCCAGCCAGUUGAUUCAGACUAUGAUUGGCUUAAUAAGGUGUCGAUGCUGAACAUGAAUGCAAAAUCAGUGGAAGAUUUGUACAGUAACGCAAACCAUUGCAGUAAGGCAAGCGAGGUGUGGAAAGAUGUGAUUGAUUUUCCAUCCAGAAAAGAGAACCAACUUCAACUCUUGAAUGCCAUUACCAAGGCUGAAUUCACAUGAGUUGGUAACUGAACUGAGAGCUGCAGAUAAUCUGCAAUCUUUGAGCCUUCAUAACAUCAGUUCUCAGAAUCUCACUUAGCCAUGUAAUUCGCAGAAAAUCUGCCAUCCAGCUAGUUUUCUCGGCAAACAUUUAGAAUGCAAUUGCUUCACUAUAUGUACUAAUCCUUCUAGUUGCAAGAAUAAACAGGAUCCUUGGCUGGUUUCGAGCCUAGAGAUCCACUUAUCGGCCUAGAGCACGUAUUGGUGAGUGGGAUCGAAAGAAAUGGUGUGUUAUUAAACAAUAAAGUCUUUUUAUCCACAUAAGCUGGUUGUUCCUAAGUUCAUAUUAUGAUUUACUCUUACAGGAGAUUAGGAGAUUGAGACAUAUUACGUAUCUUUAUGUAUAAUUUCUUUUUCUUUUAGAUGUGAACAAGUGUGUAGUUUGGGUCGGAAUUUUUGUUUACCAAGAAAUUAAUCUAAUAGCAAGGCCUUAGACUGCA